AAACUGUGAUACACAGACUGAGUAAUCAGUGCAAUUCAUUAAUUAUUAGCUAAUUAAUUCAAACAAAUUAAAAUGGAUGAGCUUGACAAAACCCAGUUGCAGCUCCUCAAGAAUGCCUUCGACGCUUUCGACCACGAGAAGAAAGGCAUCAUCAGCACAGACAUGAUCGGCACCAUCCUGGAGAUGUUGGGACACGAGCUGGAUGAAGACACGCUGAAGGAUAUCAUUGAAGAAGUUGAUCAAGACGGUUCGGGAGAGCUGGAGUUCAGCGAGUUCUGUCAACUAGCAGCUAAGUUCCUGACAGAAGAAGAAGAAGACGAUGAGGCCAUGGUCAAAGAACUGAAAGAAGCCUUCAGAUUGUACGACAAAGAAGGUAACGGUUACAUCACGACAGACGUACUGAAAGAAAUCUUCAGAGAGUUAGACAACACUAUCACAGCUGAUGACUUGGACAACAUGAUUGAGGAAAUUGAUUCUGAUGGUUCAGGAACAGUGGACUUUGAAGAAUUCCUUGAAGUAAUGACAGGAGAAUAAACUAACCUAGGAUUAUUUUACUUAUUAAUUAUUGUAAAUAAUUAUUUAUUUUAGUUUUUAAGGCUCGACCAAAGUACCUUUUCGAAGUCGUCAAUGUAUUGUUGAAGGAGUUCAGAGAAAUGUACUUUGAUGAUUAUUAAGUUAAAAUUAAAAUAAG
Messenger RNA from Ostrinia nubilalis (European corn borer), 691 nucleotides. Its product is annotated as troponin C, isoallergen Bla g 6.0101-like. The transcript is spliced from 6 exons. Gene Ontology annotation, molecular function: calcium ion binding; enzyme regulator activity. Bases 73 to 534 code for a protein of 153 amino acids. NCBI's taxonomy places the organism in Eukaryota, Metazoa, Arthropoda, Insecta, Lepidoptera, Crambidae. The record is from RefSeq and is a predicted model, not a curated record.